Molecule: messenger RNA, 890 nt
Organism: Trichoplusia ni (cabbage looper)
Lineage: Eukaryota; Metazoa; Arthropoda; Insecta; Lepidoptera; Noctuidae
Gene: Vha14-1
Product: V-type proton ATPase subunit F
Exons: 4
Coding region: 90-464 (124 amino acids)
Biological process (GO): proton transmembrane transport
Cellular component (GO): proton-transporting V-type ATPase, V1 domain; membrane
Molecular function (GO): proton-transporting ATPase activity, rotational mechanism
Source: RefSeq, a predicted model, not a curated record
ACAAAAAUCCAUACAGUCAGGUGACGAGCCCUUGUGACAGCUCCCAUUUCUCAAAAAAUACCAUAAAAAUAAGAAAAAAACACAGAAAAAUGGCUUUACACGCGGCUGUUAAGGGAAAAUUGAUCAGCGUCAUCGGAGAUGAGGACACAUGUGUUGGCUUCCUGUUGGGAGGGAUUGGUGAAAUCAACAAAAACAGACACCCAAACUUCAUGGUAGUUGACAAGAACACACCGGUCAGCGAAAUUGAGGAGUGCUUCAAGCGGUUCAUCAAGCGCGAUGACAUCGAUAUCAUUCUGAUCAACCAGAACAUUGCUGAGAUGAUCCGACACGUGAUCGACUCGCACAUCGCGCCGGUGCCCGCCGUGCUCGAGAUCCCCUCCAAGGAUCACCCGUAUGAUGCUAGCAAGGACUCCAUCCUGCGUCGUGCUAAGGGCAUGUUCAACCCCGAAGACUUGGUACGCUAAAUGUAAUUUAUUGCAUGAUAUCGUUGUCGGUGCAUCAGACGGCACGUGUACAUACGCCAGCUACCCAAAAAUAACUAACCAAUAAUGUGUUAUCAUCCCACAUUACAGAUUUCAGUGUGCAAUUUUACCUAACUAAAGCAGUUUAACUAAAACAUUCCACAUACCAGAAAUAUUUUAACUGUUACAGCUACGCCGUUAUUUAAUUAUGAUAAAUUAUUACAAUAUUGUGUAAGGUUGGAAUUCCAGUAAAGUCAGGCUCGCGCCAUGUUGAGAUUGUAUCAAAAAUAUAUUUUUAAAGUUCAGGCAAAAACACUUUAGGCCAUUAUAAAUUAUUCAAAUACGACUUUAGUGCAGUUCCACCCUAAUCUACAGAGUAUUAAUCUUGUAUAGAUUUGUUGAACUUGUAUUAUAGAAUAUAAAAUACCA